AUGCGCUGGUUCUACCUCAGAUUAUUUGGCCUUUGUGCAACAGUCGGGCUGUUGGUUUUCUGCCAACGCGUCGGCCACUGCGCAGAUGGCGACCAUCGCAGAACUCGAAGUUGUCGGCGGGCUGGAGCUCGAAUCUUGACGCUUCAGCACAAAGACUUCCACGCCGCUCCGCCAUGCAGCAUAGAGGAAUUUGAGACUGUCGUGGGAACCGUCCGAGACCAAGAUGGUCGCAUCCGGCUUGGCAGGCCCCCGACAUUUCGCCUGCCUUCGCACGGAGGUAUGUUAGAAAAAGAGGAAACACGAAUCUCCUUUCAUGGGACGAAUUUCAUGGAGAAGGUGUGGCAGAUGGUGCAUCAGGGAGGGCCAAGUGCCAGGAAAGCAAUUGCUGCAGCUCAAUUUGUAAUGCCCAGAAAGAUAUUGAUACAACUCCUCAGAUGGGUUGUGCUGGAUCGAGAGUUUACUGAAAGGACUUGGUAUGAUACGAUGAAGCAUAUCGUUUGCAUGCCCACCGUGUUAGAGUGGAUUUCAGCGGAAAGGUUUGGUUCAGAAUCCUGCUUGGCGGCCUCUGCUGUUCGAGCUCGGACUGAGGACUGGAAUAACUGGGCAGAUUACAGCCAAGCCUUCGAACGCCUCGCUGCUCCGGACAAGAUUGGUGACACUCACGAAAUAGUGAAAUUUGUCCUUGGAGAUUUGGAUGUGGCAAUCUACACAGAAGUGGACUCCAGAAGUGAUGCAGGUGAAGCGGUAGAGCUGAAAACGGUCCGCCCUCGAAAUCUGAAGGCGUUUCGGACAUCGCGAGCUUUGAACACGUAUUUCGAGCUGUUGUUUUCAAACUGUCAACGUCUUUGCUUGGGUGUCAUCGACAAGGGCAGGCUGACUGAAGUGACAGAGAUGAGUCUCCCCCAGUUACACAACUUGCUGACAGAAGCUGGAGAUGAUCUCGACAUCAUCCUGGGGAGGCUGGCCGCGGCAAUGAAGGUCAUCUACAACACUUGCACGGCAAAGCGAUCACAAGAGCAGAUGGCUGGACCUUACGAGCUUCGCUACCGGGAUGAUGUAUUGAGUCUUUGGGAGCUGGAGGUCGCUUGA
Symbiodinium necroappetens is the source of this 1089-nucleotide messenger RNA. NCBI's taxonomy places the organism in Eukaryota, Dinophyceae, Suessiales, Symbiodiniaceae. The record is from the annotation of a GenBank genome assembly.